GAAAAUAUGAUAAUAAUCUAUCUUGGUAUAAUUCUAGCGUGUAAAUUUUUAAAUUGUUUCGAUCUGUAGCAAGUUUAUUGAAGUUCCCAUCUAAGCGAUUUAUAUCCAAUGUUUAUUUCUAAAUGAUUUAUAUCCAAUGUUUAUUUCAUGUCCUGCAAUUGAAAACUGACACUAAAAAUAAUGUUCAUUUCUCUAUUAACAGUGAACUACUAUUGUGACCCAGACACCAGACAUGCUGCACCCCCGGCGCAGUGCCCAGUACGUCCUACUAUGCGACUCCUGUGAAACUGCCCCCCUACAGAGUCACUGUGAACGUUGUAAUAUAAAUCUCUGUACUAACUGUGUAGAAAAACAUCUCUUGGAUUCGUCUAGAAAACACCGAGUCAUACCGUUUAUAGAGAAAUGUUCUACUUCUAACUACCCAAGAUGUCAAAGCCACCCCGACAAACAGGGUGAAUCUCAUUGUGAGAAAUGUGGCCUUCCCGUCUGUUCUACCUGCGUCGCCUCCGGUAAACACAGAGGUCACGAUAUACCAGAUAUUCAGAAAGAACUCAGCGCUAAAACACAAGGUUUACGAACAGAUUUGGAAAAACUCAAGACCAGAAUUUACCCCCGAUAUCACAAAAUUGACUCCGAUGUCCGAACUGAAAUAAAACAGAGAAAAGAAAACAAAGCACGUCGACUAUUGAAAUGUACAUCGCGCAUUCCAGUCCAGUAGGGGUUUUAAAUUUUUAUUAGAUUGCUUUCUACUAAAAGAGCAUUUUUUGACUAAAUAAAGUAAAUUUGAAAGAUUUCAAUUUCAAAAUAGUUUUGUAAAUAUCCUCUACUUUUUAUCCAGUUGAAAUUUCUCUCGUGUAGCAUACCUCCUUAUAACAGUAGAAUUUCUGUGACGUUACGAAUGAAAUGCAAGAUCAGUUCUUUUUACUUGUAUGACGCUCACUUGCCAAUUUAUACAUAGUCAUGUUUAAUACCCCCCUUUAUUUUGUAACAGUACAUUAACAAGAAGGCUAAAACUAAUUUAAGAUUUGAUAACUUUGUGGACUUUGAAUCAAUUGAAGCAGUAGAUAAGGCGUACUUACGUAGUGUAUACAGGGUCGAUCUCGUCACGUACACGUAUUUAAAGCACGGGACUACACUGAAGGUCGAAAGAACAGGGAGGCCAUGUUGGAUUUACAGUGAACUACUCAUGUGACCCAGACACCAGACAUGCUGCACCCCCGGCGCAGUGCCCAGCACGUCCUACUAUGCGACUCCUGUGAAACUGCCCCCCUACAGAGUCACUGUGAACGUUGUAAUAUAAAUCUCUGUACUAACUGUGUAGAAAAACAUCUCUUGGAUUCGUCUAGAAAACACCGAGUCAUACCGUUCAUAGAGAAAUGUUCUACUCCUAACUACCCAAGAUGUCAAAGCCACCCCGACAAACAGGGUGAAUCUCAUUGUGAGAAAUGUGGCCUUCCCGUCUGUUCUACCUGCGUCGCCUCCGGUAAACACAGAGGUCACGAUAUAUCAGAUAUUCAGAAAGAACUCAGCGCUAAAACACAAGGUUUACGAACAGAUUUGGAAGAACUCGAGACCAGAAUUUACCCCCGAUAUCAAAAAAUUGUCUCCGAUGUCCAAACUGAGGAAGUCGAGUUAGAAACGAAGUACGGGAAACUGACCACAGUUGCCGACCAACAAGGAGAUGCCUUACUCCUUGAGAUCAUCGCCAUUGUCAACAAACGGAAGUCCGUCAUUGCAGAGAUGAAAACUAAACAUCGGGCUGCCUUAAGUAAAAACAAAGAUGAAAUCACACACAGUAUUACUGAACUUAAACAAAUCAUUCUAAAUCUGAAGACAAUAUUGGAAUCCAAUGACGUCUCCCUAAUCUAUACCUACAAAUCUAGGAAUGCCGAGUUCAGGAGAUUACCACCAAAAGUCCAAGUUACAUUACCAAGUUUGUCACCUCAGAAAAUAAACACAAAACAGCUCCGUGAAAUGUUUGGUUCUCUGUUGCCAUUAUCCAUUAACCCAGAAGAACGAGGCUACAUAAUGAGGUCAGUAGAAGCUGUAUCGUCUCCUCCAGUCAAACCACUGCUUGAUGAACCGCGCGUCACCGCCACCAUAGACACUGGGUAUGAAUAUCUAUACAUAUAUACUGUUAGCUGUGUCAGUGAAGAACAAUUCUGGACACGCAGGAGUAACGAAAUCAUGAAGCUCCUCAACCUCCGGGGUAAACUACUGACAUCAAUACAAACCAAGUCAGGGGACUGGCCGGGGGACAUAGCAGUGACACGGGACGGAGAUCUUGUUUAUACUGACCCUGAUGAUAACACUAUGAACCUCGUUAAGAACAAAAAGAUACAGACGGUGAUCACACUACAGGGGUGGAGACCUCUCGGUGUCUGCAGUACCUCAUCUGAUCGUCUCCUUGUUACCAUGAUCAGUGAUGAUAGAAAACAAUCCAAAGUUGUGCGUUACUCUGGCUCCACAGAGACACAAACCAUUCAGUUUGAUGAUCAGGGUCGUCCUCUAUAUUCAUCUGCUUAUUGCAUCAGUGAAAACAGGAACCUGGAUAUCUGUGUGGCUGACUGGGGAGUUGGUGCAGUAGUGGUGGUCAAUCAGUCAGGAAAACUCCGAUUUAGAUACACUGGUCAUCCCUCUAAAACCAAGCAAUCAUUUGAUCCAUACUGCAUCACUACAGACAGCCAGAGUCACAUCCUGACAGCAGACUAUGAGAAUCACCGUAUCCACAUCCUAGAUCAGGACGGACAGUUCCUCCGUUACAUUCACUGUAAUUUAGAACUUCCAUUCGGUUUAUGUGUGAACAUCAAAGACAACCUCUUUGUGGCUGAGUGGGUCACUGCUAAAGUGAAGAAAAUCCAAUAUCUAUCAACACAGUGUUAAUUACACAUCUCAACACAGUGUUAAUCAAAGAUCCAAACACUAUGUUCAUUACAGAUAUAAACACGGUGUUAAUUACAGAUAUAAACACGGUGUUAACAUAACUCAAGUGACCCCCAAACGUCCAGUCUUCUGAUUCAAGGUCACAGUCUUCUGUUUACCUUUAAUGACGUCACAACACGUAUCUAAAUCUCCACAGUCCUACAAAAUAAACACAGAUAGAAAUCUUAUCAAACUCAAUUUCCAAGAAUAUUGUAUUAAUUUACUUCAACAAAGAACUGACUUGAUUUAGCCAGUCUUAACAAUUCUGCACUGAAUGCUGCACUUAUUAGUGGUAAAACUACGAUUGAUCAUCAGAUUUUGUUAAUUGAUUAGUUCGCCGGGACGUCUUCCGGACCACAGGGGCUCGUUUGUCAGAUAUUGUUUUGUUUUGUAUUAUUUCUUCCCGAAUAAUAAAUUGAAGUUUUGCAUGA
Messenger RNA from Ostrea edulis (European flat oyster), 3353 nucleotides. Its product is annotated as E3 ubiquitin-protein ligase TRIM71-like. Bases 1207 to 2883 code for a protein of 558 amino acids. The transcript has 2 exons. Gene Ontology annotation, molecular function: zinc ion binding; protein binding. Lineage: Eukaryota; Metazoa; Mollusca; Bivalvia; Ostreida; Ostreidae. The record is from RefSeq and is a predicted model, not a curated record.